Molecule: messenger RNA, 1070 nt
Organism: Capsella rubella
Lineage: Eukaryota; Viridiplantae; Streptophyta; Magnoliopsida; Brassicales; Brassicaceae
Product: protein ELF4-LIKE 4
Exons: 2
Coding region: 489-833 (114 amino acids)
Biological process (GO): entrainment of circadian clock; positive regulation of circadian rhythm
Source: RefSeq, a predicted model, not a curated record
UUGAUUGAUUUCUCACGCAUGUAAACUACGUGGCGUUUUAUUUAAAAUCGAAACGACAUGCUGUUUAACCGAAGUAGCCAAAAACAGCACGAAGCUUUUUACGGGUCCGGUUUACAAGCUUCGGAUCCAGAUGUCUGGCUUCUCCAACCUCCGUCCGUAUCUCUGCAAAAAUCGAGAUUCAGAGCAAAGUACAGGCAAAAAGAUAUUUUUCUUUUAUAGGGAAAUUUUCUUUGACCGUAAAGGUUUAGGGGUUCAAAUAUCUCCGUCUCAAAAGACAUAAGUAGAUUUUUUUUUAACAGUAGCCAAUAAUUGUUGUCAUCCUAUAAAAUUAUCGAUAAAAAAGAAGAUUCUUUGUUUGUUUCCCGAGAAUAAUAUUCUCUCUAUCUCCAUCUCCAAUCAGUCAUCGGAGCUUUUUUUUUGUUUUGGUUUCUACUUCCGAAGGAAUUAAAAGAUCAAUCAAGAUUUCGGUCUUGUCCGGAAAACAGGGAAUGGAAGGAGAUGUAUUGUCAGGAUUUGGAGACAGACACAAUAUGGAUGGUAAAUUGUUGCAGAGUUUCCAGAAGAGCUUUGUGGAUGUUCAAGACAUUUUAGAUCAGAACCGGUUACUGAUCAACGAGAUCAACCAGAACCACGAGUCGAAACAGCCCGAAAAUUUGGGUCGAAACGUGGGUUUGAUUAAAGAGCUCAACAACAAUAUCAGAAGAGUGGCUAGCCUUUACGGUGACCUCUCUCAUUCUUUUGCAAGAUCAGUGGAUGCUUCAUCAGAAGGUGAAUCUAGUGGAACUUUGAAGUCUGAUGGGAAAGCUAACCAAAAGAGAUUUAGAUCCGGUUAGUAUAUUAUCAAGAACACCUAAGUUGGUCAUCGUAGAUUCAUAUUCAGAGCUUAUUGACUGAGGAGAAACAAGGAGAGUUGAGUUCUACUUCUGUAAUGUCUAUGUUGAAAUGAUAGCUAAACCAACCAGCCUAUAUGGAAAGUUGAUUUUUCAGUUUAAAAGAGCUCUUAGUUAUUGUUGGUUUAUACAUUGAAGAAACUUGUUGUAAAGUUUACACAAGAUUUCGACUUUGAUUCU